UGUUCCGUAGUUACCGGUUUUUAUUGGAGGUCAGCCGCCUCUGGCGUGAGCUUGAAAUGUGAACCCAGAAAUGUCAUCAAGUGAAUCUGAAGAAAGCAAGCAGUGCCUUCAUACCCGUGGAAACCCUUUUUUCUCAAUGGCACGAAUCUCGCCUGUGUGUGUUAAACUGUUGUGAACAGAAGUUUUAGACCGAGGCAGACAGAAUCCGUCCGGUGGAUCCGUCCGGUUUGCCCUACACAGGCCCGCCUUAUUACAUAUAGCAGCAGGAUCAAUGAUCCACGACAAAGGACUUGUUUAAUAUUUAUUUUGAUCACAUUAAAGUUGCAACGAUGAGAAAGGACGUGAGGAUAUUACUAGUCGGAGAACCCAAAGUGGGGAAGACCUCCCUGAUCAUGUCACUUGUCAGUGAGGAGUUCCCCGAUGAGGUUCCUCCCAGAGCCGAAGAGAUCACUAUUCCUGCUGAUGUUACACCUGAGAGAGUGCCCACUCAUAUAGUGGACUAUUCAGAAGCAGAACAGUCAGAUGAGCAGCUUUACCAAGAAAUAACAAAGGCCAAUGUUAUAUGCAUCGUAUAUUCAGUAAACAACAAGAAAUCUAUCGAAAAGGUGACAAGUCAUUGGAUUCCCCUCAUCAAUGAGAGGACGGAUAAGGACAGCAGAGUACCAUUGAUCCUGGUGGGGAAUAAAUCUGACCUAGUGGAGCACAGCAGCAUGGAGACCAUCCUGCCCAUCAUGAACCAGUACUCUGACAUUGAGACCUGUGUGGAGUGUUCAGCCAAAAACCUAAAGAAUAUCUCAGAGUUGUUCUACUACGCCCAGAAGGCCGUUCUACACCCAACAGGACCUCUGUACUCUCCAGAAGAGAAAGAGAUGAAGCCAUCUUGCAUCAAGGCACUUACUCGCAUUUUCAAAAUAUCAGACCUUGACAAUGAUGGCAUUCUGAAUGAUAAUGAGCUUAAUUUCUUCCAGAGAACUUGUUUUAACAUACCCCUGGCACCUCAAGCCCUGGAGGACGUGAAGAAUGUUGUGCGGAAAAAUAUGUCAGAUGGGGUAAAAGACAACGGCCUCACACGGAAGGGUUUCCUGUUCCUUCACACACUCUUCAUUCAGCGGGGAAGGCAUGAAACCACAUGGACCGUGCUCAGGAGGUUUGGUUAUGAUGAUGAUCUGGAGCUGACACAAGAAUACCUGUUUCCACUGAUAAAAAUACCCCCAGACUGCACCACAGAGCUGAACCACAAUGCCUACCUCUUCCUCCAGAGCGUUUUUGACAAGCAUGACAAGGAUCGAGACUGUGCCCUGUCUCCUGAUGAGCUGAAGGAUUUGUUCAAGGUCUUUCCCUACAUGCCCUGGGGUCCUGAUGUCAACUACACUGUUUGCACCAAUGAGCAGGGCUGGAUCACUUACCAAGGCUAUCUUUCCCAGUGGACACUAACAACAUACCUAGAUGUGCAGCGAUGUUUGGAGUACCUGGGUUAUCUUGGUUACUCUAUUAUCCAAGAACAGGAGUCACAGGCAGCCGCUAUAACAAUCACCAGAAAUAAGCGCAUCGAUCUGCAAAAGAAACAGACCCAGCGCAGUGUUUUCCGCUGCAAUGUCCUCGGUGCCCGGGGCAGCGGUAAAAGUGGCUUUCUGCAGGCUUUCCUGGGCAGGAAUCUUGCGCGUCAGAAGAAGAUAAGAGAAGACCACAAGUCUUACUAUGCCAUUAGCACAACUUACGUUUAUGGACAAGAGAAAUAUCUGCUCCUGCAUGAGGUGCUGCCAGACUUUGAGUUCCUUUCUGAGGCUGAUGUGGCUUGUGAUGUUGUUUGUCUGGUGUAUGACAUCAGCAACCCAUGCUCAUUUGAGUACUGCACUAAAGUCUACAAGAAACACUAUAUGGACAGCAAGACACCCUGUGUGAUUAUUGCUGCCAAGUCAGACCUGCAUGAAGCACGUCAGUACUACAGCAUGUCCCCGUUGGAUUUUUGCCGGAAACACAAGCUUCACCCGCCACAGCUGUUCACCUGCAACACAGCCGAAGCACCCAGCAAAGACAUCUACACCAAACUCACCACUAUGGCCAUGUAUCCCCACGCCAAGUUACGCUGCAUGUGCAGCUGCAACAGGUGUACCUUUUGCAUCAGUCACAACCUCCUGAACUCUGAGCUGGUGCGCUCUGUAAAGGCCAAAAUCUACAGUGCUGUUCUGAACAGGUUGAGAUCUUUUAUACAAGAGGUGGGCACGUUUCUGUUGGCUGACGAGGAGUCCGGCCUCACCCAUCAGGUUCAUGCAGUCAGCUUUGUAGAGGACUCCGUCUACAUGGAGUCGUCUGUCGACCCGUUUCUGCCCGUUUGUAACAGACACAUGACCCAAGCUGACCUGAAAAACUCUACAUUUUGGCUGAGGGCGAGUGUCGGUGCCACCGUGUUUGCCGUUCUUGGCUUCGCCAUGUACAAAGCUCUCCUCAAGCAACGGUGAUCAGUGCAACCAGUAUGUUACAGCAACCCAAGGCCCUCUCAAAAAACUACGAAACACAUUAUCCCUCAUUCCAUCCUUAUUUAAUUUAGGACCGAAGACUCCUAGAAAUAGUUAGCUACAUUUUGUAUAAAAAACUGCCUUUCCCAAACCAAGUGUUAUAGGAACUCGCCUCAUCAGCCGUGUACUGGAACAGAACAUCUACAGUAUGGCAGGAGCUGUAAUCGCGUCCUCAUCUGAUCCGACAGGAGGUUUUUAUUGAUGCACACUGAUGUUUUCCUCAGGUCAGUGUAAUUGGUGUGACCUAUAUUGAAAAGAGACAGCAGAUAGGUGAAUGAACUCUUGUUUAUAUAUGUAUAUAUCUUACUGGACAAUAUAAGAUUGUGUCUAGCUAGUGAACAAACCAUAUUUGAACUCUAUCAUUUUGACAUUCGUCCUUUAGGGAGAAGCAUUGAAAUAAAGCCAUUUCUGAAAUGUAAAGGUCAUUUUGCUCUUAGCACAUCACAGCUGUGUUUAUUAAUUUAUUAACCUUUUCUAUGUUGUUUUUGGCAUUGCUUGAAACAUGCAUAGAACAAGGGAUUAUUUUAUGCAAUAUCUGGUUUUUAUUUUAAGAUGUAUUUCUUUUCUUUUUUUCAUACUACGCAUGGCCUUUAUAAAGAUUAUGCAAAGUAAAAAAAAACUUUUUAUUUUCUGUAAUAAUAUGGCAUAACUAGGUUUGUUCCAAACCAGACUAAAUAGUUCCUCCUUACUCCGUUACAAGGACUGUAUGAAAUUCUUCCUAACUAACAAUCAUGUAGAGACAAAGUCAUUUUGUUUGUCUAAUGUUUUAGCUCUUAUGCAUAUGUAACUUUCAAUGCAAUGCUCUCUGUUCAAAACCAUGGGAUUGUUGCACUUGUGGGUUUUCAAAUAUUUACAAUAAAUAAUUGUGUGAAUAAAUCUGCCUGUUGUUUACUUCA
This is a messenger RNA of Pimephales promelas (fathead minnow), 3412 nucleotides long. NCBI's taxonomy places the organism in Eukaryota, Metazoa, Chordata, Actinopteri, Cypriniformes, Leuciscidae. The record is from RefSeq and is a predicted model, not a curated record.